AUCGGGCAUAUCUUUUUCUCAUUGUCGUGAUCCGGUCGUUCUGCGGACGAGAGGGAACUGUUUUUUUUUUAUUUUACCUUCUGCAUGGUUGUAACACAACGUUGUGCGGUGGUGGUGUUGCUGUAAAAAUUCACACGGUGUAUACCCAUCCGAUAGAAAAACAACUUACCACACACGUUAUCCUAGAUUCCUGUACUGUACAACGAGGAGUAUAAUCUACCCUCAAUUGAAUGACGGGAAAACAACGCACGUCGGCAUUAGAAAGAGAACCCAUAGUUUCAGGGCAAGAAAAAAUUUUAUGAAGAACAGACUGUUGUCAAGUGAUUUUGACUCUGAAUGGAUAAGGAAAGCAACUAUUGGCUGCGACUACUGGGAAGCGGAAUUUUUUUUUACUAAUUUCUCACUGGUCUUUGGAUUGUGGGACAGCUGUGAGGUAUGACUGGCAACGCGUGCCUCUCCCGGUUACCGGUACGGAAUGGGGUGGUGGUACGGGGCCUUUGGCAGGGCCUCAACACCGCAAACGUUCCACCACCUACCGACACUCCACCAACAGCCAAGUCAUAGUGCGGACGCGGGACCGGCGUUCGGUAUUUUUGAAUUAAUGUAAACGUCAAAUGCAAAAAUCAUCGAUUUAUCAUUCACUGAAAAUAUUCACGAUUGUUCACCAAGUUAUAAUUAGCAUUCGGGCCUAAAUGAGUGAAAUUUCGGUGACAAUUUUUCAAUAGAAAGAAAAAUUUGGAAGAUCGUUCAAGUGAUUUACAUAAAAUUAUUGGUGCGAAUUAAUUAUUCAUCGAAAAUUAGGAGAUUGAGACAUCAGUGGAUAUUCUUUUAAAGUUGACUAGUGGGUCAGCUGCAAGACAACGGUUUUGUGGAGAACGUGAGAGUUCUAUUUUGUUUAAUCGGCAGGAGACUAGUUAACGGUUCAACUCUGUCAUGGACCACAUAUCUUUUUAACGACAGAUUAACAUCUAGAUAAGGUCAAUAAAAUAAACCAGGGAAAAAGGUUGGAAGUAAUUCAUUAAUUCUUACGAUUCUGAAAAAAGUGAGGUGAUUUAAAUCAAACUAUUUGACUUUGUUUCACUUUGACAAACUGGACCAUCGGACAGAUUAAAAGUGGUUGCAGUCGUGUGCUGCGGGAGAAAGGUGUGUAAUAAAGUGUGAAUAGUGGAGUUUGUUAACAAAGUGUGGAAAAUUCGUUGAUAAUGAGAGCGGCGGUGUUGACCGCUUGCCUCUUGGGCUUCGCUGUGGGUGGUAGCCCAAGGCUGCCGAGGACUUCCGCGGAUCAGAGGAGUAUAAGGAAUGCUCAGAACAUCAAUACCACGGGGAAUCUACUGCCACCUGUUACGAGAGGCUCCCAGAGAAAUCGGGAACAAUAUUUGUUCAAUGUCUUCGAUGUCAUCGUAUCGACCCUGGAGUCGAAGCUCCAGCGUAUCGAGAACCUGGACAAGGCUGUGGAGCACCUGAUGAGAAGGGUUGAGGCUCUGGAUUCUCGUGUCAACGAUAAUAUCGAUAAAACUGAUGCAGUUAUAACGAAACUGAGGACCUUGGACCUGAAGUUGUUUCACGCACAGCCAACACUUCCUCCGGAAGUGCUAGGGCAGAGUGCACGAUCGGUAGACAGUAGUACCGGUAAUGAAGAUGACGAUACUGUGCCCGUGAUUCGUCUGAUCCAUCACGACGGACCGAAUCCAGAAUACCUCGGUGAUAAACUCCUAUCUCUGGAUCAAAAGGUCUCUGACAUUGACGACAAACUCGUGAACCUGAAGAAUCAACUUGACAAUAAUUUCCUACCAAGUGAUGAUAUAAAUGCCGAAGCGAGCGAGAAAAAACCCAUAAGCAUGAAUGUCAUAGAAAUAACAAAAGCAAUGAGCAACGAAGUCAUGAAUCAUGUGUCAAUAGAGAUAGAAAAUCUACGUCAAGCGACGGGUAACGUUGACAGGAAGCUUCAAUUUCACAUGAAUUUGGUGGCUGACACUUUGGGAACUGUUUAUACGCUUACUCGAGACAUUCACGAAGCGAUUGUUGACAAGGGCCAACUUUCAAACCAAAAUCAGACGACAACGAGCACUCAAGCGCCUCAGGUUACCAGGAAGAGUAAGAUCGAUCGACUUGUCGAAAAGAUUCAUCCCAUGCUAACUGUUUCGGAGAAGAUGGACCAGGUUUGGAAUGUUGUUGUGGGUACCAAGAGCUCAGUCGAUCAUCUCCUGCCGAAGUCCGAUGCAUUGCUGACGCAGACACAACGCCAGGAGAGAGCGAUUAAUGAGAUAGGCGCGGAUCUCAGAUCCAAGACUAACAAGAUAAUUGAGAAUCUCGAGGGAGUGGAGAGUAGGCUCAAGAAGCAGGAGGAUGACGUGGCCAAUCUCGCUCAGCGUCCGAUACCAGCGGAAUUGUUGUUGGAUCCUACGAUUGAUCGGCUUGUUGAGUACGAUCCAAGCCGUUACAUUGCUCUGAACGAGGAAUACACAACGGAAACACCACCUCCAUCCACCACAACAACACCAUUACCAACAACAUCAUCACUACAGGCGUCGUCCUCCGUUAAUCCACCUGCUACCAGUCCCAUGACAACAUCAUCCACUUCAUCGACUUCAACACAGAGCCCCGGUACUUCCUCGCAGCGAUCAGCAACGCGCAAUCGGGGUGUCAUAUUUCCCAGCGUUAAGAACAAACCCAGCCCUGCAAAUUCCACAUUCACCACUGACUCAUUGCUGGUUAACUACAGAGACGUCAAGGGUUACUCGUGUGUAGAUUUACUCAACGCAGGAAUGAGAGAGAGCGGGGUGUACUAUCUCCAAAUAAGAGGAACAACCUAUUGGUUCCUGAAGGUCUUCUGCGAGCAGGAAAUCGUUGAGGGAGGAUGGACGGUAAUUCAAAGACGUGAUGAUUUUGGAGAGCCGAGAGAAAACUUCAACCGAGACUGGGCUGACUAUAAAAAUGGAUUUGGUGACCCUGCCCGAGAGUUUUGGCUUGGAAAUGAGAAUAUUUACAUGUUAACUAAUAACGAGGAUUAUUCGUUGAGAGUUGAACUGGAAGAUUUCGAGGGCAAUAAAAGGUACGCUCAGUACUCUCACUUUAAAAUAUAUUCAGAAGGGGAAUACUAUAAACUCGAGAUUGACGGAUACGAGGGCAAUGCUGGCGAUUCACUGAAUGACCCCUGGUAUGGCUCCAAUAACAGUCCGUUCUCCACAUACAACAGAGAUAACGAUCGAUCAUCAUUGAACUGUGCAUCGAUGCUGAAGGGCGGUUGGUGGUGGAAAUCGUGCGGGAGAGGACUCAACGGUCUCUACCUCCACGAUCCUCAAGAUUUGACUGCUCGGCAAGGAAUCGUCUGGUUCCGCUGGAGAGGAUGGGACUACACUCUGAAGAAGGCAACAAUGAUGAUAAAACCCAGAAGCUUAGUAUCAAUCUCACAACCUCAACAAUAAAGAAAUAAUUCUUGACAAUAAAGCGCCCAAACUGAGAAUCGAAAAUAUUUUAAAUUUUGAGAUUAUCUCUCCUUCGAAACUGCCAUGACGAAUUGCCUAGAAUUUUGCGAUGAAAAUUUAUUGAAAAGGGGUACGAAGAAUACGCAGUAUUUUAACGUUGAUCGAACAAAAUAAUUCUUAGAGUAAUUUCUUUUCUUCUCUAUUCAAGUAAAUCGUAAUGACAGGGAACCUGCAUGCAGAAUAUUUUUCUCAAAAUCCCUUAUUUAUACGUUCUUUCUUAUGAAGAGCAAAAAUAAUAUGAAGAAUUGUUGGCCUAAUGUAUAACAAUACGUACAUAUCAUUCAUUCUUGAGAUUAACAUGAUCAUGACGUCACGAACGUCACAGAAUACUAAUUCGCCAUUGGCUGCGUGGGUGCCAAGUCGUAUUUACAGAUUAGAUUAGUUUAGUUCGAACACGUUCUGUGAUUCAUUCAACAUUCACACCGAUAUUAUGACGUCAUUGACGUCAUAGCGUUUGAAAGAUGGGUUUUUAAAAUUAAUUAUUGAUUUAUAAAUUUUUUGAACGUUCAUGAAGAAAAAAUGUCUCUUUCUGAUCAUAAACUUGAGAAAUGAAUUUUAAAAAAUCAUGCGAGGUUCCUGUCAUUUAAAUCCGUCAAAUAAGUGAUUGAUAUGUAAAAUUACCAUUCCGUGUAUUAUAAUCGUUAUUAAAUUGUUGAAUUUGACCUUAUAAA
Diachasmimorpha longicaudata is the source of this 4156-nucleotide messenger RNA. RefSeq lists its product as uncharacterized. The transcript is spliced from 12 exons. NCBI's taxonomy places the organism in Eukaryota, Metazoa, Arthropoda, Insecta, Hymenoptera, Braconidae. The record is from RefSeq and is a predicted model, not a curated record. The coding region runs from base 1203 to 3425 and encodes 740 amino acids.